Molecule: messenger RNA, 1624 nt
Organism: Anoplophora glabripennis (Asian longhorned beetle)
Lineage: Eukaryota; Metazoa; Arthropoda; Insecta; Coleoptera; Cerambycidae
Exons: 2
Coding region: 186-1529 (447 amino acids)
Source: RefSeq, a predicted model, not a curated record
UGAGUUUUCAUUUCCUUAUUUUUCUUUUUUAUGUUAUGUUUUGUUUUGUGAUAAGGACUUAACGGUUUUUUUUUGACUUACGUUUAAUUGAUAAAUUUGGAAUAAAGUAAUAACGUGUCAAUUUCGCAAUUUUUAAACGAUAAUUUAGUUAUUUUAGAAAGUAAAAUUUGCAUGAUGUGUUUACGAUGACUACGCCUGGAAAAUUAAAUAGGUCUUAUUCUGAAUCGGAAUUGUAUAGAUUGAAUUUAGAAAAUUUAUGUAUCCAAGACUGUGGUCCUACAAAUCUUGGUGGAAAUGCGCCACUAAUGAAAAAGACAAUUCUGAUUGUUGAGGAAGUAUAUCACAAUUCUGUAAUUUCUUCUAAAUUUGGACAAAGUGUACCUAAUCAGCUUCAUAAUAUUGAAAAAUUACACUCCAAUGACUUGACAUUGGGUAGCCCUAAUACUGCGAGUAAUGCAAUUAUAAGACUGAACCCACAAGCGCAACAGAAAUGUCAGAAGUUGAAUUAUAACUCUGACGAAAUUGUUCCUAUGGAUGUAGAUUCUAUCUGCAAUAUUUCAAAAACUGAAAAAUAUUUAGGUGUUGUAGAAAAAAUGGAUAUCGAUACCGAUUGCGACAACUAUAGAGUGCAGAGACUGAAUAGCUUAGAUGGGAUAAUAAAAAAAAGGAAAUUUAAUAUUGGAUCUGCAGAUUUAUCUGAGAAGGAAUGUUUAAAGAAUGAUACCCAUAUUAGUCCCAUUUUAUGUAAGAAAAAUGAAGUGAGAUGUAAUUAUUUUGUUUUAGUAGCAUUAUUCUCUUUAACUAUGUUAUGUUUUGGAUUGUGGUAUUUUCAAGGUGAUAUUAUAUAUGUUAAUAAUGAUAUUCAGUUAAAAAACUUACAAAAAGAUUUGUUAGAAAGAGUUUAUGAUCAGAAAGGUAUUGUCAGUAUUAUCAUCCGAAGUUUAGAACAUCGAAGUCAUUGGGCAAAUAAAAUUAAAGUAAUAGCUUUCAUUGGCCCAUCAGGGGUAGGAAAAACCUUUGUUGCUAAUAUUUUAAAAAGACAUUUCCAUUCAGGACUUAUUCAUGAAUUGUAUGGAAUUCAACUCGAUUUUAAAAGUCAGUGGGAAAGUAUAUUAAGUUGUUUAAAAAGUUGCUGCUUAAAUUUGAUCAUUAUUGAAGACUUAAAUAAAAAAGAUACUACUACACUUUUUGAACUGGUUCAUUCCUUGCCAAAAAAUCAGUACAUUUUGGUCAUAUCCAUUUUCAGUAUACAGUAUGCAGAUAAUAAACUCAAUUAUGUUAUUAAUUAUAAUGAUAUUAGUGAGAUACGAGAUGAUUUUGAUCAUUCUGAUUUGUUUCAUGAAUUGGCUGUCUUUAAUCAAUUUAAUAUACAUCAAGUAAAAGACUGGUUAGAAAAGCAAUUGAAAGUACAAAAUGUACCAUAUAGUGAAAAAUUACUAAGUAAUGUUUUAUAUAAUCAUAAUGCUUCAUAUGAGGGCCUUAAAGGACUUCAGUCGAAAUUGUUAUUGGAGCUAGAAACAAAGAACUGAUUUAAAUAUUAUUGUUUUAAAUUUAGACUUGUGAAUAAGAGUUUUUACUGUGUAUAUUUGAUGACUGUAGUAAUUUUUUGAUAUUUGAAAUAAAA